GUGCGACUUUCCUUUUUCCCAUAAAUAUAGGAAGUAUAGGUUCUGAGCGCCGUGCUCGUUAUCGGCAAUGGAAUGCCGCGUAACGAUUCUCCCACCAUUAGCACUCAAGAGUUUUGGAAAUGCCACUCCUUCCUCUCUUCUCGCCGGCAAUCUCUCCCCUCCUCUCCUCUCCUCCGCUCCCCUCCCUUUGCUUCUAUACGCGUCAUCUUAUCCUUCUCACCCCUCCCUCUCCCCUCAUCGGCGUCAAUCGCGGGAUAAGACGGCCGCCUGAAUGCUUCAUCACUCUGAGCAGCGCGUGUGAUCCGUAGAAGUCUAAUGAGCUCAAAAUGCCGGCGGUUUGUCGACUUGCUGUCGCCGUCUUCGUCGCCAACGUUCUCAUCUUCUGCUCAUCAGCCGGCCGAUGCCAGGACGAUGCCGUCGGAGUGGGACUGGGCAAUGGGUCAAUGACGGCGGCGCCCAACUUCUCUCAGGUCUUGCAUGACCAAUUCAUGAUCUACAGCGAGAGCUUAGCCGCGGAGAUGAUCCAGCACCUUGGGUUCUGCAUCGAUGAUCCAGUGAUGGACUGGAAUGGAGCGUUCAACUUCUCAGCGGAUCUAGGUUUUGUGGGAAAUUGUAUCAAGGAGAUAAACGGGGAUAUCAGGCGACGACUCUGCACAGCAGCAGAAAUAAAGUUCUAUUUCAGCAGUUUUUUAAUUAAUGGAGGAAACAGUAGUUUCUUGAGGCCUAACAGAAACUGCAAUAUAACUACUUGGGUUUCUGGAUGUGAGCCUGGAUGGGCGUGUGGUGCUGGAGAAGACCAAAAAGUCCAGCUUACAGAUGCUAAUAACAUGCCUUCUAGAACCCAAAACUGUCUUCCUUGUUGUGAGGGCUUCUUCUGCCCUCGUGGUAUUACCUGCAUGAUACCUUGUCCCUUAGGCGCCUACUGCCCACGCGCAAUGCUAGAUAAAUCCACUGGUGUUUGUGGCCCGUACAAAUACGAGGCCCCUCCUGGACAGACAAACCAUUCUUGUGGUGGUGCAGAUAGAUGGGCUGAUGUUGUUAGUAGCGGUGAAAUAUUCUGCCCUGCUGGAUAUUACUGCCCAAGCACGAUUAGAAAAGUUUCUUGCAGUAGUGGAUAUUAUUGCAGGAAGGGGUCUACAUCACAAACAAGAUGCUUUAAAAAGAGCUCAUGUAAACCAAAUUCUGUCAACCAAGAUAUUACUAUAUUUGGUGUUUUGCUAAUGGUUGCAAUGAGUUUGAUUUUGUUGAUUAUUUACAACUUCUCUGGCCAAAUUCUAACAAAUCGCGAUAGGAGACAAGCCAAAUCCAGGGAAGCUGCUGCCAUAUGUGCUAGAGAAACAGCGCAAGCUCGGGAGAAGUGGAAAGCUGCUAAAGAUAUUGCAAAAAAGCAUGCAGUCGAACUUCAGACUCAAUUAUCACGCACAUUCUCCCGCAAGCAUUCGGUUAAAAGUUCUGGUCAAGAUACUUCAGACGUACUCCCAAUACACUCAAAACCAUCUACAUCAAGCAAUAAGGAGCCAAACCAUGUGAUUCAGUUGGUACAUUCACUUGAGGACGACCCUGGUAGUAGUGGUGGGUUCAAUUUGCAAAUUGGAGAUAAAAAUAUAAAGAAAAAUAUGACCAAAGGAAAGAAAAUACAUACUCGUAGCCAGAUCUUCAAGUAUGCUUAUGGUCAAAUUGAAAAAGAGAAGGUCAUGCAGCAGCAAACCAAUAAUUUGACCUUUUCAGGAGUAAUUUCAAUGGCCGCUGAUAUUGAAAGAAGGACCAGGCCUGAAAUCGAAAUUGCUUUUAAUGACUUAACCCUUACUUUGAAAGGGAGUAAAAAGCAUCUCCUGAAGAGCGUAACUGGGAAGCUAAUGCCUGGUCGUGUAGCUGCUGUUAUGGGACCAUCAGGGGCGGGAAAGACUACAUUUCUCAGUGCUCUCGCUGGAAAGACAACAGGUUUUGAUGUUAGCGGUUCAGUUCUUAUAAAUGGUGAAGUAGAGUCCAUACGUUCAUAUAAAAAAAUCAUUGGAUUCGUGCCACAGGAUGAUAUUGUGCAUGGAAACUUGACGGUAGAGGAAAACCUAUGGUUUAGCGCACGGUGCAGGCUUUCCGCAGACAUGUCAAAGGCUGAUAAAGUUUUGGUUGUGGAAAGAGUAAUUGAAUCUUUGGGAUUGCAACCUGUUCGAGAUUCUCUUGUUGGAACAGUAGAAAAGCGUGGAAUCUCUGGCGGCCAGAGGAAGAGAGUGAAUGUUGGACUUGAAAUGGUGAUGGAGCCCUCAUUGCUGAUAUUGGAUGAACCCACAUCUGGAUUGGAUAGUGCUUCAUCUCAGUUACUUCUAAGAGCUCUUCGUCGAGAGGCACUUGAAGGGGUAAACAUCUGCAUGGUGGUUCACCAACCCAGUUAUACCUUGUUCAGAAUGUUUGAUGACCUGGUAAUACUAGCAAAAGGUGGUUUGAUUGUAUAUCUUGGAGCUGUGAAGAAAGUUGAAGAGUACUUCUCAGAUUUUGGGAUUGUUGUCCCUGAGCGUGUUAAUCCUCCAGACUACUUCAUUGAUAUCUUAGAGGGCAUAAUAAAGCCUCCAGGAAUCGAUGUUGGAGAACUUCCCCUCAGAUGGAUGCUGCUUAAUGGGUAUAAUGUACCCCCUUUCAUGCUGCAGAACCAAGCAAGCACAUCUUCUGGUGGAAUCAAUGAACAGCCAAUUUCUGGUGAACUCUGGAAUGAUACUAAGAAUGCCAUUGAGCAUAUAAGAGAACAUAUUGAGCAGAGUUUAUCAAAAGCAAAAGAUUUAUCUAACCGCCGAACACCUGGUGUUCUGCAGCAGUACAGACUCUUCUUGGGAAGGGUUGGUAAGCAGCGAUUGCGUGAUGCUAGAUUACAAGGAAUUGAUUAUCUAAUAUUAUGCCUAGCUGGAGUUUGCUUGGGGACACUUGCUAAAGUGAGAGAUGAAUCAUUUGGGGCAGUUGGUUAUACAUACACAGUCAUUGCAGUCUCUCUCUUAUGCAAGAUUGGAGCUUUGAGAUCAUUUUCACUUGACAAAUUGCAUUAUUGGAGAGAGAGGGCAUCUGGCAUGAGUUCAUUGGCUUAUUUUCUCUCAAAAGACACCAUUGAUCAAUUCAACACACUCGUCAAGCCUGUAGUUUAUCUCUCAAUGUUUUAUUUCUUCAACAACCCAAGGUCAUCAAUUCUUGAUAACUUCAUCAUCUUAGUUGCACUUGUCUACUGUGUCACUGGAAUUGGUUAUGUUUUUGCUAUUUGUUUCCAACCUGGUUCAGCUCAACUGUGCUCUGCUCUUCUUCCUGUCGUCUUGACUCUGAUAGCAACGCAGCAAAGAGACUCAAAUUUUUUGUCUAAUUUAUGCUACACUAAGUGGGCACUGGAGGGAUUUGUCUUAGCAAACGCAGAAAGGUAUUCUGGCGUGUGGCUGAUUACUCGAUGCGCCUCUCUUAUGAAAUAUGGGUAUAACAUCCAUGAAUGGAAUCUUUGCAUAGUCGUCCUCGUUGCAUAUGGUUUGCUUUCUCGCUGCUUUGCGUUUAUUUGUAUGGUGUCUUUCCUCAGGAAAUGAGAACCUGGAGAUGCCUUUGCUAACGUUUUUGUACAUCAAUGAAAAAUAUUAAGAUAGUGAGAGUUGGGAAAAAAAUCAUUUGUAUAGAACAAAGGGAAUUGAUUCUGUAUUGUGUUUGAUUUUGCUUUUCAUCGCAGUUCUUAGGCAUUAUUU
This is a messenger RNA of Dendrobium catenatum, 3701 nucleotides long. Its product is annotated as ABC transporter G family member 28. Lineage: Eukaryota; Viridiplantae; Streptophyta; Magnoliopsida; Asparagales; Orchidaceae. Gene Ontology annotation, molecular function: ATP binding; ABC-type transporter activity; ATP hydrolysis activity. The record is from RefSeq and is a predicted model, not a curated record. Bases 327 to 3548 code for a protein of 1073 amino acids. The transcript has 14 exons.